This is a messenger RNA of Cavia porcellus (domestic guinea pig), 7651 nucleotides long. RefSeq names its product interleukin 1 receptor associated kinase 3 (gene Irak3). Lineage: Eukaryota; Metazoa; Chordata; Mammalia; Rodentia; Caviidae. Gene Ontology annotation, molecular function: protein binding; ATP binding; protein kinase activity. Bases 391 to 2121 code for a protein of 576 amino acids. Gene Ontology annotation, cellular component: plasma membrane. The record is from RefSeq and is a predicted model, not a curated record. The transcript is spliced from 12 exons. Gene Ontology annotation, biological process: signal transduction; protein phosphorylation.
UUUUAAGCCCGUAACGACGAACUUCUUAUUCCCUCACUGGGAAAGGGCCAAGGGUUAGCUCCGACAGCUCUGCCCGGCGGUCUUGGUCCCGCUCUCGCUCUCUGGUUGGUCUGCACAGUCGCCGCCAGCGGCCAGAGGAAGAAACGCUCGGUUCGCACCACGAAGCCUAAGCGCCGGGAGCGCAGGAGGGUCCCCGCCGGCGGGCCGGGUGCAGGCGCGUCCGGCCCGGAGCUGAGCGGAGCGGCGCCGUGCGUCACGUGAGGCCGCCCCUCCCAGGGCCGGGAGCGCCGAGGGCCGAGGUGCCGGCCGCCGCGGUGGGGCAGGAUUUCCGCGGUUGUGUGACGCGGCGAGCAGAGCUCCGCAGCCCGCCGCGCCCGCCCGAGUCUCGGCAUGGCGGGGAGCGGCGCGCUCUCGGCGCACACGCUGCUGUUCGACCUGCCGCCCACGCUGCUGGGCGAGCUGUGCGCGGUCCUGGACAGCUGCGACGGCGCGCAGGGCUGGCGCGGCCUAGCAGAGAGACUUUCAAACAGCUGGCUGGAUGUUCGUCACAUUGAAAAAUAUGUAGACCAAGGUAAAAGUGGAACACGAGAAUUACUAUGGUCCUGGGCACAGAAAAACAAGACCAUCGGUGACCUUUUACAGAUUCUCGAAGACAUGGGGCAUUAUCGAGCUAUUCAUUUAAUUACAGAGCAUGGAACAGGCACCCAUCCUUUAAAGCAGAGUCGUCAGGAAUAUGGAUUUCCAAAUAUAUUAGACAAGGAAACAGCCAAUGCUACCGUGGAUAAUAUUCUUACUCCUAAGCAUAAUGGAAAAGGAAUGUUGCCUGAAUCUUCCAUCAGCUUUCAAAACAUCAUAGAAGGGACCAGAAAUUUUCACAGAAACUUCCUAAUUGGUGAAGGCGAGAUUUUUGAGGUAUACAAGGCGGAGAUUCGAGACCAGACAUAUGCCAUUAAAUUAUUUAAACAGGAGAAAAAAUUGCAGUAUAAAAAACAUUUGAAGAAAUUUUUAUCUGAGAUUGAAGUCUUCCUACUGUUCCACCACCCAAACAUACUAGAGUUGGCUGCGUAUUUUGCAGAGACUGAGAAGUUCUGCCUGGUUUAUCCAUAUAUGAGAAACGGAACACUUUUUGACAGAUUACAGUGUGUCGGUAACACAGCCCCACUCUCUUGGCACAUUCGAAUCAGUAUAUUAAUUGGAGUAUCCAAAGCAGUCUGGUAUUUGCACAGUACUCAACCAUGUUCAGUCAUCUGUGGCAGUAUAUCCAGUGCAAAUAUACUUUUGGAUGAUCAGUUUCAACCCAAACUAACUGAUUUUGCCAUGGCACACUUCCGACACCACCUAGAAAAACAGACUUCUACUAUAAAUAUGACCAGCAGCAGCAGCAAACAUCUGUGGUACAUGCCAGAAGAGUAUAUCAGACAGGGAAAACUUUCUACAAAGACAGACAUCUACAGCUUUGGAAUCGUAAUAAUGGAAGUUCUGACAGGUUGUAAAGUGGUGUUAGAUGAUCCCAAACAUGUUCAGCUGCGGGAUCUCCUUAUGGAAUUGAUGAAGAAGAGAGGCCUCGAUUCGUGUAUGUCAUUUGUAGAUAAGAAAGUACAUCCCUGUCCUCGGAACUUCUCUGCUAAGCUCUUCUCUUUAGCGAGCCAAUGUGCUGCAACUCGGGCAAAGUUAAGACCAUCAAUGGAUGAAGUCCUAAACGUUCUCGAAAGCACUCAAGCCAGCUUAUAUUUUGCAGAAGACCCCCCUACAUCACUCAAGUCCUUUAGGUGUCUUUCUCCUGUAUUUUUGGAUAAUAUUCCAAGUAUUCCAGUGGAAGAUGAUGAAAGCCAGAAUAAUCAUUCACCACCUCAUGACAAAAGUUUGAGGAAAGAUAGAACUCCAAACAUUCCUUUUGAAUGUAGCCAAUCUGAGGUUACGUUUCUGGGCUUGGACAGAAAGACAAGGAGUAAGAGAAAUGAGGAUGCUUGUGACAUGCCCCAUUUUCCUUGCAAGGAAAGUUGGUCCUCAAAACAUACAGCUUCAUCUCAGGACUUACAGCCCACUGAGGUAAGUUUGGACUCUUCCUUUGAAGCCUCAAGCCAGUUUUGUGGCUUACAGAAGCAGACCAGCGAAGACUAGGUGCUCCUCUGAAAUUUUCUGGAGUAAACAUGAACAGUGCCAAAAGGAAUUAAAGGAAGAAAAGAGAAAAGCGGUUGUUGCUGAGACACUGUGCAAAGGAUGGGAGAAAACAUGGUCUCCAUAAGUAAUGCUCAUACAUGACCUGCGGCAUAUUUGGGUAAUGCAUAUAAACACUAAGGCCAUUCCUUCCCAUCCCAAAACAGAGUGACUUAAACAAAUGUUUUACCAGAGUAAUUGCCUCAUGAUCAAACAAUUUAGAGCCAUUCACAAUUACUCAAGACUGUAUGUUCAGCCAAACAAAACCAUCAGAGCCUACCAAAGAGGGACUGGAUUCUCAUGUCCAGCAUCACCCACCAAAUCCUUUGAACCUUCUCUGCUAUGGAUAUUCAGUUGGAUGCUGUUGAUUGCUUUAGUUUGCUUGUGAAGGAAAUGUGUAAUUUUUAAAUGUUAAUGGAUAUCUUUUGAAAGAAUUGCCUUUUUACUGUGAUUGGGCCUUAGUAAAUAUCAUCAAACUUACCUAUCUUAAAAUAGCUAAGUUUGCUGAUGGCUUCGUAGGGCAUGCCCUAUGCAGAGAUGGCUGCCCACAAUCAGUAUUUCUGUAUUUAAACUCUUAGAAUAAUUUAUUACAUGCAAUCUAGUUUUUGACUAUUCCUGCUGAUUUUUACUAAUUCAGAGAAUUAUUAUCUCCUGAGUAAAAGGUAUGCCAUUUUAAUUAAGUAAUUGUUGUUGAAAAAAUAACUGGUCACAAGAGUCUAGGUCAGCUUUUUGUUAUAAUCUGUGCCUUUCGACUGUAUGCCUUUAUUCCAUCUGUGUUCUGGAAUCUCUUCUUUUGAAAUCCUAAUCAAUUGUUAGGCUUUAUAAAACUCUCAUCUGCUAGGAAGCCUCUUUAGUCUCUUCAGCUGGAAAUGUUCAGUUUAUCAGCAUUUCCAUAGCAGUAUUUUUGUAUUUCUGUUUUAUGGUUGUCAGUUUCUGAAUUAUACCAAAGUUGCUCAUGUCACCCUGUCUCUCUUCCUAGACUGUAAAUUUCUUAUACUAUACUAUUUCUUAUACUAUACUAUACUAUACUAUACUAUACUAUACUAUACUAUACUAUACUAUUUCUGUUGCUAUUAGAGCAGAUUAUCAUAAAUUUAGUGGCAUAAAAUAUCUCACUCAGUUCUUGCGGUCCAAAGUCCAUGGCACUCCUUUUUUGCCUUGCAUUUUCUAGCAUAUGGUGAGCCAUCUUCAUAUCUCACCUCAUAGCCUCUUCCCAUUAAAAGAUGUAGAAAGUUUGGUAAAAGCACAGCUUUUAGGGACCUAUCAUUGACUAUUUAUUCAGUCUGAGGUUAAAGAUUGACUUUCUGGGUGGUUCCCAGGUGGCCCUGAGGCUGCUGAGGCAAGCCCACUCGUUGAGAACCACUGCCUUAACAUUUUCUCAAAUUCUUAUGUAUUGGAAGACUAACAUAUUUUAUGAGGAAAAGAUCAUUUAUUUUAUUUGUUUUUUAUUGUUUUGUUGUUAUUGUUUUUGGCUUUUUUUUUUUUGUAUUUACUCUCAUCUAGGAUAUUGGUUAGCAUGGAGUAGAAACUCUAGGAAUAUUGACUAAUGAUCUUAUUAAGUUUGUCUAUUUUGCACAUCCAAAGAUUUAAGUCAGAUUAAUUUGCAGUGCUCUGAUUGAUGCUGAUUGAUCUGGUUGAUAAGCAGAUGCUACUGUUGCUGAAAAGUACCUAAUGUUCCAUUGAAUGAUUCAGUCCUCCUUACUAGAUUUGGCUUCUGGUGGGUGCAUGUUAAUUGGUAGGAAUUAAAUCUUGCACCCUGCAAUAGGAAAUCAGAGAGUACCUUCAUGGCUUCCUGAUGUGGAAAUUAAGAUAUGAAGAAACGGAGAGUGAGCUGUGCCUCUGAUCUGCAAACAUGAAUUUGAAUAAAGAAUUUCACUUAUCACAGAGAACAGUAGCACACACUUUCACUCCCGGCGACUCAGGAGACUGAGGCAGGACGGUAUUAAAUUUGAGAUGAUCUUGGGCAACCUAGCCAGACUGUAUCUCAGAAUAAAAAACACCAAGUUCUGCAGGUGAGUCUCAGCUGUAGACUCCUGCCUGACAUGCUUGAGGGCCUGGAUUCAAACUCCAGCACCACGAAAAAUAAAAUAAUCUCAUCUUCAUCCUUAGCAUAACACAAUCUAUUUUCUGUGCUUCUUAGAGCAUCAUCCAUUCAUAAUUCCCUAAAAACAUGGAGAAAAUAAUUUUGUUUUGAAAAUAGGUAUGAAUUUUUUUUUAUUGGUACUGGAGAUCAAACUCAUGACCUUGCACUUGCUAGGCAGGUGCUUAUGCCACUGAGCUAAAUCCCUGGCUCUAAGUAUGGAUUUUUGACAUAAUCAGUUUGAUUGACUUUUUGAGUAUUGUAACAGUCUGUGACUCACUGCAUAAUAGUGUGUUUUAUGGCAUGGGACACCAGCCUGUGUAGGGUAGGACACCUGUUAAGACCCAUGGCCUGUGAGGCUAGGACGUUAUCACCGUGGUGUUUAUUAACCAUCUUUUAGAAUAAGGCACUGUGUUAGCAAAUUGGGGUCUAAAUAAGAAGCACUUUAAUAAGCAGGAGGGCAUCUACUUAAAUUACCUACUUAGUGACAUCUGUUAUUUGAGGCAUACAUCAGUGGAACUGAAAGUAAAUGCUGAAAAGUGGAAGAUAAGUAGAGUACUGUUCUCUUUUGAGAGUGGAGAAGCUUCUUGGAGCUGCUUCCUGAAAAGAGAAAAAUGACUAAGAGAAUAUUAGGAAAAAUCAAUGAAAAGUGCUAGAUAGUGGUUAUCCCACGAACAGAGAUGUGACCUUACCAUCAAAAACCAAAUAAAAUUAGUGAUCUUUUUCUCAUAAACUAUAUGGUAGAAGGAUGGGUGAGUGAUGGGAAAUGGAUGUGGGACUUUGGGCGUUUUUUUCGUGCUUAGUCCCGAUAGCUGCCCUGAAGAUGAGAAUCCCACCUCAUAGGUGAAGAAACUGAUUCAGGAAAGUUAAAGAACUUGGCUAACAUCCUCCCAGAUUUGAAAAAGGUCACCAGAUUUGUCAGACUAGAUCUCUCCAGUAUUCCAUACUGCGCAAAGGAGUCACUGGGAGUUCAAGCCUAUGCCAGGAUAAGGAUAUGAAAAGUGAUUUGUCAGUUUUAUACCUUUGUAGGAGGCUUACAAGGCUUUUCAUCACUUCUGCAUUUUUCAGUAUCUUGCCCUGUGCCUCUGCAGUCAUUUGAUGUGACUUAAAUUCAUCCAUUAACUCAUUGUAUGAAUAUCAGCGGCCUCUUUUGUGUCAGGCACUGUUGUAGGAGCUGGGGAUAUGGUGAAAGUUAAACCUAUCAGAGAUCCCAUCCUUCUGGAGCUUAUUCUUGAGCAAAAAGAUUUCAGCAUGUUCUCCAGCCGUAGGUCUCACCUUCUCUGUGAGCUUUUCCUAAGAGAUUCAGACAAGUUUCUUCCUUGUCUGCUGUAAAACUCAUAAUCCCAGAGUGCCCCUGGCUCGCUGUUAGUGUCUUCUGACAGCAUAUGACAUGUUUUAUGGCAAUCAUGACAAGCCCUAUUUUUCUAUUAAAAAUUUCCUUCAACACAUUUAUUUGGCUACUAAUGGCAUCUUUGGCAUGCUGUUUUCAAAGGGUCUGAAGUCCUACCUAAAUCUCAUUGCACUGUUUACAUAAUGCUGGGAUUACUGGUAGAAUUCUUUUUCCUCCUUUACAAAACUGGAAGUUCAUUGGGACAACGGCUAAGUCCUGCUCAUUUUCUAUCCUUAUUGGACAGCAUCCUACCUGGCAUGUAAUGUGGUCCAGUAAAUAUUUGUAAAAUGAGUGAAUCAAGACAGUUUUUCAAAACUUCUUCAAACCCAUUGGUUAUACUAGAGGUGGAGAAUGUGUGGCACUAGUGCUGCUGCUGACUGUUUGGUAUUAUUGAAAGCUUUCAAAGGUUUACAAUCACUGGUGUGUUCUAUGUCAAGACCAUAUUCCAGAUUGCGCCCAGUUUGUCUUUCUGGUAUCCAUAAUACAAUCAGUCAUUUGCUUACAUAGUUCCAUUUCAUCAUUCUUGGAUGAAAGUUAUUCAUUUCAUAUAUUAAUGUCUGAAAUAUCUUUGAAAAAAUGAAUUACCUUGUAUAUGUUGCAUACCAAUUUGUCCUAUAGUAGAAAACAUUCUCAAGCCACGUUAAAGCAAUAUGAUAAACCAAUAUUUUGGCAGGGAAUGAACUGAUGUUUGCUGUGUUUUGUUUUGUCUUUUUGUCACACAGUAUUUAUAUUUGAUUAUCCUUGGUCUUGACUUGCAAAUAUUUUUUUGAGAAACAUUUGUAUUCUAAAGCACUAUAUUUUCUACCAAAUUGAUGAACCUUUUUAUGGAUAUUAUCUGCCUUGUCAUAAACUUUUGCAGUCAAUUCUAUCAAUAACAAGAGAGUAUUUAGAGUUUUUGUUUGUUUUCUUCUUCUUCUUCUUCUUCUUAUUAUUAUUAUUUUUAUUAAUGUACCUGGGAUUGAACUCAUGACCUUGUGCUUACCAGGCAAGUGUUUGAGCCUCUGACCUAAAUCUCCAGUCCAGGUUUCUUAGUUUUAAAAUAUUCUCAGAAACCAAUAUUAAUUGGAACAAAAGGUAAUAGGGUAAAAAGCUUAUUUGUAGAAGAUAUACUCAGUUAUCAUUUUUAUGUGUCAUAGUGUGUGGAGUGUAUUCCAUAUCAUUUAAGCUUUAAACAACCUAUUGAGUUCGAUUCUGUUACUGUGGAGCCAAGGAAAAUGAUCCUAAAAGAAAUUCACUCUUGUCCUGAGUUACAUUAGUGUUGGCUUGGGAAUGCAACCUGAAAACUUUCCAAAUUCAAGAAGUUUCUGCCCUGAAGAAAGUUAACAGAAAUUGAAAGUACCUCCGGUUUAAUAAUGAAAACAGCUAUUAAGUAUAUGUGUGAUUAUUUUCUUAUUUUUAAUUUCAGCCUCCCAAAUUGACAAAGAAUAAAGCAGUUGACAAGAAUAUUAGUGAAACAACAUUCUUCUUCUCUUUUCUUUGAAACAACAUUCUUCUUCACUGAUGAUUGACAUGAAAAUUGGUAUAACCUUUCUAGAAAACUAUUUGGCAAUAUAUAGCAAAACUUUUACCUAGCAGUUUAUUUAUGAGUUAAUCUCAACAAAAAUAAACAUAAGCCCAACUGUAUAAACAUAAGCCCAAAGAUGUACUUCAUAAAUUUAAACAUUGAAAGUAACCUAAAUAUCCACAGUAGAAGAUGGUUUCAAUAAAUUACCACACAUAUAUGCAAUUAAAUUGUAUGCCAUUGCCAUUAAAAAUUUUUAGGUCUAUAUUUAUUGCUAUGAAAUCUGUUUAUGAAUAUUGAGUGAAAAAGCCUACCGAGUGGAAUGUUUAAUGCAAGCCCACUUAAUAUUGGAUAUUCUGUGAUAAUACAUGCUUAUGUUUCAUGGAGAGCCCUUUGCCAAGUGUUGAUGCUUUUUCUUUUCUGAGAUGAAGUAUUUAUUUUCACCCUUAUGUAUUUGAAAAUUUUAUAAUAUGUAUCACUUUUAUUAUCUGGAAGGAAUAAAGCUAUUUUUAUUUUGGAAAAA